Biomphalaria glabrata is the source of this 882-nucleotide messenger RNA. RefSeq names its product RNA-binding protein FUS-like. Lineage: Eukaryota; Metazoa; Mollusca; Gastropoda; Planorbidae. The record is from RefSeq and is a predicted model, not a curated record. The transcript has 5 exons. The coding region runs from base 16 to 882 and encodes 288 amino acids.
AUCUCAGUCACAAACAUGGACUCCAGCCUUGCAGUCAUUGUCAUUUUACAGGUGACGGCAUCAGUCUAUGCUGCAGAUACGUCAUAUCCCUCAGCCUCUAUGUAUUCCAAGUAUUAUCCUUCACCUCCGUCAAGCUACAGCUACCAACCAUCUCAAUAUCCAUCACCACCAGCUAGCUACUCCUACAGCCCUCCAGCUAGCUACUCAUAUAACCCUCCAGCUAGCUACUCCUACAGCCCUCCUGCUUCUUCCUCAAAGCCCGCCAGCUACCCUUCCUCUUACGGCCAAUCACCCAGCUACUCACCAUCAUCGUACAAUCAAGGCUAUCAGCCCUCAGCAUAUUAUCUCAACAACCAAGUACCGGCCUACAUUCCAAAUAGCCCUUUGUAUCAAGCAUUGGGAUACCCUACAGGCUAUGGCCCCUAUGGUUCAUAUCCCUCAAACUCGAAUGAGUACGGCAACUGUACUGACCAGAUGUGUCUAGCCAAUCAAUGCUGUGAGUUUAACGGACGAAGUUAUGUCUGUGUCCCUCAAGCUACUAGUGCUCCCGUUACUGGAGCCGUUUGUGUCCGAUUUAAACGUUGUUAUAGUAAUGGCGACUGCCCAUCUGGCCAUUGUUGCGUUCAGAGGCUAGAUAUUUUAGGCAACAUGGCCAAUGGCUACAAUAACAACUACGGUGGAAGCUACAACAAUUAUGGUGGAAAUUAUAACAACUACGGCGGAGGAUACAACAGCUACGGCGGAGGAUACAACAGCUACGGCGGAGGAUACAACAGCUACGCUGGCUAUGGGUACGGAAAUGCAAAAGUUGAACGUGGUGAAUGCGUCUUGUCAGCAGCUAAUAACGCUGCUUGCAACUUCUUCAUGGAAACUGGAACUUGA